AAUGUAUUAUUAUAGGAAUCAUAUUUUGAAUAAUCAAUUAAUAAUAAUCAAUAAUGCCUUUGGUGCAACUGUCAAGCCAACAGAUAAUUUAUGCUUUUUCAAGAUAGCGGCAUACAAAAAUUCAAAGUAUUUCUCACAAGAUGAAACUAUAAGAGUCUAUGCUGACUUGGACGAUCGAUUAAUCUUUUUAGACAGGCUAAAUUUAGAAAAAGACUGGAAGGAUUUUAGAAUAUCUUUGAAGAAAUUAAAAGGAAAGAAAUUUCGAAUUGCUCUCUACGGAUCGAUUCAGGAUAAUUGUCAAUCUUACAUUGGUAUUGACCAUACGGAUUAUGAAACAUGUCCAUUUGAGAGAGAAGCUACUGAGUUGAAAGUUACUGAUACAAGUUUUGAAAAUUGCCAAACAGGAUGCCUAGAUAUUCAUAAUAGAAAUAGCGAAAUACACAACAGCGUUUGGUUGGAAAGGUUAACAUUUAAUCAAAAUCAUCCCAUCAUCGAAUCGUCCAGUUUGAUAAACAUAGAUCUUCAUAGUGCCUAUGUUCUCGUCAGAAAUUUGAAUAUUCCUAACUUGAACAAUUCACAUGUAAUUCAAGUUCAUUUCAAUUCAACUUUUGAAUCGAGAAUCUCCAAUUUGGUGUUUACUCAAAACUCUAUUACUAAUUUAUACGAAAGCAGUCUUCUUCGAAUGAACAACUAUGGAAUUAAUAAUGCUACCGUUACCUUUGAUAAAUGUAAUAUUCAACAUUCCAAAUCACGUGAUUACUUGAUCUACAUUGAAAAUGCUGAUAUCAGUUUCACAAAUAAUCUUCUGUAUAAUAAUACCGCCCAGGGUAACCUACUAUACGUCAAUUCCAACAGUUCGAAUACUAAUAUAUCGCUGAAUACGUUCAUUUUUAACAAAAAAGAUCCAGACGAAGGAAAUGAUGCUGUGAUUACAUCUGUCAGCAGAAAUUUGUACAUCAAUAACAAUAUAUUAAAUAAUCCUCAAACACCAUACGAGGUGGCUUACAGUCUACAAAAUGCUGACUUUCAAAGUGGUAACUGUCAAUAUAAUUGGUGGGGAAGUUUGGAUAUUGACAAACUUGGAAAGAGAAUUAAAGAUGGUAAAUCACUUGAGGGAUCUCCAAUACUUCAGUUUGUACCAAUUCUGCAAAGUGAACCUCUCAGCUUAGCAACAUCUGGAAGUUGUGUUCUUGGUUGGAAAUUUAUUCGAGGAUCCUGUUAUCACUUUCACGUUGGAGCUGGUUCAAAAGCGGAAGCUGAAAUAUGGUGUAAGAAGAAUUCGGCUUUUCUUCUAACAGAAGAAGCUCUUCGAGCUGUCGAUAGACUGACGGAUUUACUAAGAUAUACAGAUGUUGACGGAAAUACAAAAGUGAGCGAUAUUUGGUUCACAAAUAGCCCUUCUCAAUUAUCAAUCUUGAAACCAUGGAUAUGUGGAAAGUCUAGUUCUGAACUGAAUAGGGGUGAAAACGUAACCAUACCGGUGACACCGUACCCAGAUGAAACCGUAUCUGUGUGA
This is a messenger RNA of Dimorphilus gyrociliatus, 1516 nucleotides long. NCBI's taxonomy places the organism in Eukaryota, Metazoa, Annelida, Polychaeta, Dinophilidae. The record is from the annotation of a GenBank genome assembly.